This is a messenger RNA of Cryptosporidium ubiquitum, 1140 nucleotides long. RefSeq names its product proliferation-associated protein. The record is from RefSeq and is a predicted model, not a curated record. NCBI's taxonomy places the organism in Eukaryota, Apicomplexa, Conoidasida, Eucoccidiorida, Cryptosporidiidae. The coding region runs from base 1 to 1140 and encodes 379 amino acids. The transcript has a single exon.
AUGUCAAAGCAAGAAGGGCUCGAGAAAGUAGAUGAUGUUUGUAUUUCUGAGUCUAUAGCUAGCUCAGAAGUUGUCACCAAGUACUAUACUGCGGCAGAAAUAGUAAAUUCAACGCUUCAGUAUGUGAUAACAUUAUGCGUAGAUGGCGCAGAUAUUUCGGAGAUAUGUAGGAAAGGUGACUCGCUCAUCGAGGAGAAGUCCAGUUCUGUUUAUAACAAAAAAGAAAAUGGUAGGAAGCUAGAUAAAGGCAUUGCAUUUCCUACAUGCAUUUCUGUGAAUGAGAUAUGUGGCAAUUUUUCUCCUCUACCUGCAGAAAGCUUAAAACUAAAAAAUGGUGACUUAGUUAAGAUUGAUAUUGGGGCUCAUAUAGAUGGUUUCAUUAGUGUGUGUUCUCAUUCGAUUGUUAUUGGGGUCGAAAAGAUUUCAGGAAAGCAGGCGGACGUUUUAAAGGCUGCAAAUGCCGCAAUGGAAGUUGCUAUAAGAACUGUAAAACCUGGAAACACCAAUACGUACGUCACAUCUAUUCUUAACAGGACUGUAAAAGAGUUUAAUUGCAACAUGGUCCAGGGAGUUUUAUCUCAUCAACUAAAAAGACAUGUUAUUGAUGGAAACCGUGUAAUAAUUUCGAAGGAAACAUUAGAUGAGAAAGUUGACGAAUUCACAUUUGAAGAGAAUGAGGUUUAUGGACUGGAUAUUCUAGUAAGCAGUGGAGAAGGUAUUCCCAAGGAAUCUGAUUAUAGAAGUACGGUUUUUAAGCGUGCUAUUGAAACAAAUUACAACUUAAAAAGCCCGAUUCCAAGGCAAUUCCUAAGUGAAGUUAAUAAAAGAUUUCCUACACUACCUUUUUCUUUGAAUAUGAUAUCGGAUGAAAAGGUUGCCAGACUGGGGGUUUCUGAAUGCAUUCGACAUAACCUUUUGUAUUCAUACCCUGUAAUGGUGGAAAGACAAGGAGAGUACGUCGCAAGUUUCAAGUGCACAUUAUUGUUAUUCCCAAAUGGAUCGAAACGUAUUUCUGGCUUGCAAUUUGCUCAGGAGAGCAUUUGUGAUUCAGAGUUAAAAGUAGCAGAUGAGGAAAUUAAGUCUAUUCUUUUAACACCAAUCUCAAUGAAAAAGAAGAAAAAAAAACAAGUUGUUAGUUAA